Numida meleagris (helmeted guineafowl) is the source of this 1401-nucleotide messenger RNA. Its product is annotated as protein phosphatase 1 regulatory subunit 3C-B-like. Gene Ontology annotation, molecular function: protein phosphatase 1 binding; glycogen binding. Gene Ontology annotation, cellular component: protein phosphatase type 1 complex. The coding region runs from base 31 to 897 and encodes 288 amino acids. NCBI's taxonomy places the organism in Eukaryota, Metazoa, Chordata, Aves, Galliformes, Numididae. The record is from RefSeq and is a predicted model, not a curated record. The transcript has a single exon. Gene Ontology annotation, biological process: regulation of glycogen biosynthetic process.
UAUAGCACGCGAGCUGUCACUCCCCCAGCCAUGCCUGUGGACCUGGCCAUGCGGCUCUGCCUGGGCCACUCACCCCCGAUUCGCAAGCUGCUGAAUUCCUAUGAGGAGCUCCGGGGCAGCUGGGGACGUAAACCCCUCCGCUCCUGUCUGAACCUGAAGCAGAGCGCAGAUCAUGAGCCCGAGCGGAGAGAGAGCACCAAGAGCUCCAAGAGUCAGAAGAAGAAGAGGGUGGUAUUUGCUGACAUGAAGGGACUCUCGCUGACAGCUGUCCGAUUCUUCUCAAAGAUCGAGGAGGACCUCUCUGAUUUGCAGCACGCCCUGUCAGACCUCGCCUGCUUCCGGCCCAGGCUCCGGGACUCUCACCCUGAAUUGGGCAGGUAUGUGCUGGACUUCCCACAACCCUCUGCAGACUAUGCAACCUUCCGCAGCCGCCUGCUCAGCAACCUGGUCUGCCUGGAGAGCUGCCUGAUCCAGGACCGUGCCCUGUCUGGUACAGUGAAGGUGAGAAACAUUGAGUAUGAGAAGAAAGUCCUGGUCCGCAUCACCUUUGAUGGCUGGAAGAGCUUCCGAGACAUUUCUUGCCAGUACAUGCAUAGCACGUAUGGCUCAGCAGACAUGGACACCUUCUCCUUUGAGCUCUCCCUGCCCAAGCCCUCCAGCUCCUGCAGGGCCACAGAGUUCUGCAUCUCCUUCCGCUGUGGGCAGAAGACCCACUGGGACAACAACCAGGGGAAGAACUACAGGAUCUACCACAUGGGUGUGAUCCGCUCACCCUCCCAUGCUGUGAAGAGUGCCAAGGGGGCCCGGGAGCACCUCGGCACCUCCCGGGCUGCUGCCCUCGUCCUUUCUCACCUGCAGAGCUGGCGGCAUUCAGAGCCCCAAGCCCCGUACUGGUAGGGAGGCUCUUGGGGGGGUGGGCUGUAGGUCCCUUAUGUCUCUGCUUUGGUACAAAGGCCCCUGGUGGGAGAUGGGGGGUGGUGGCAGCAGCAGCAAGUGCUGCUCCCAGCUCUGUUAGCUCCUCCACGAAUCUGGCUGGCAGUGGUACAAGCAGCUGCUGGGCUUCAAAGCUGGGCCCUGCUGCGUCGUCGGCUGGAAGCCGUUUCAGUGAAAUUCGUGCUGGUGCAUCCUCAAGGCAGCGCUAGUCUGAGAGUACAGGAGUGACAGCGGGACGAAGCGGGCGGCCCCUGUAGGCCGCUUCCCGUAUGAGGCUGCGGCGCGAUCAGCAGGGCAAGUGCCUGGCCGACAGGCAGAGGGGGAGUGCUCAGGGCUGUUGCUGUGGAGCUGAGUGGACGUGCAGGCCGCAGGCGGGCGUGGUGGGCGGGACAAGGCCGCUCCGUGCCGCGGUGGGGCGUCUCGGGCCGGCCGCGCUGUCACGAGAGGAAAUAAAGUGACGGCACUGUC